UACAAUAAAAUGCACCAGACUCAGGCUUAAAGCUCAUUCCCUCCUCUCUUUCCUGUUCAGACUUCAACUUCUAUCACAGCUCCUGCCGUCGCCGCUUUCUUCGAAUUACUUCAAAAGCAGUUUAUUAUUACCUCCAGCAGUCGGCCAAUCGGUGCGCACGGAGAACUCCCACGUGAUGCGCUGACUUUUGGGGGGCAGGAGCUGACGGAUGAGCUUUCGGGGGGCAGGGAGACUUGAAAUUCUGGCCAGCCGCGCUAGUCUCCCGCUGGCAGCCAAAGAAGACAGGAGGGACAGAGGCAGAGAGAAGGAGAGGAAAGCACGGAAAAAAAGACGAGAAGGCUAAAAUCCAGUCUGACUAUAUGCAUGUUAACAAGGAAGAAUGAUUGCAGCCUAAAUCGGAGUAUUUAGGAGGGGAAUCUGGUUCUGCUCAGAGAAAAUUGGCCGUGGAAGAAACGGAGCUUUGUCGAGUUAACCAUUAAUUUUUCCAUCAAGACGCAUUGCUUUGGCACUCAGACUGCAUAUUUACAAAAUUAAACGCGUGGAUAUUUGUACCUAAUUAACCCCAUGUCUGACUGAGAAGUCCACUCCUCGAAAUUGCUUCAUUUUUUUACAUCUGUGUCUUCGGGUUCCUGUGGAGCGCUUUGGACAAGAUCAGAGGGUGUGCGUCUUCCUAGCAGAUUUGCUCGUUAAAAACCCAGACAGCACGCUAACAGAAAUACGAUCGGCCAGCACCGAUUUCGCCAACAACCCUGGGUCUGCUGGUGAGCCCCGGAGUGAGACAGGCGUAACCCCAGCGCGUUUCCCGAGAGUGCCUGGCUGUGAUGGCUGUGGAGAGGGCUGUGCUCCGGGCUUGGACCCUGGUACUGCUCCAGGUUGCCCUGGGAGACGCCUGUGCCAGCGGCCGCUUCACCGUGACCGGCGAGUGCUGUGACCUUUGCCCCCCGGGGUUUGGCGUCGCUGUAGAAUGCGGGCGAGAGAACACCAAGUGCCAGCCGUGCCAGGACGGGGUGUCCUUCUCGGUGUCGGGCAGCGCCCCCUGCCAGCCCUGCUCUCGGUGCCCGGAUGGCAUCCCCAAGAUCGGCGGGUGCUCCGCUGCCCGAGACACGCAGUGCGACUGCGGCGACGGGUUUUACCUGCUGGGCCAGGGGAACCACUCCACGGGGCUGUGCGCCCCCUGUAGGGUCUGCAGGAAAGGACAGGGCGUGGUGCAGGCCUGCGGGCCCCUGGGGGACACCAGGUGCCAGGCCUGUGGCUCCGGAUCCUUCUCAGAGGAGCACAGCAGCACGGAGCCCUGCCGCCCCUGCAGGGUGUGCCUGGACAGCGAGGUGGAGAUCCAGGCCUGCCUGCCGCACUCCGACACUCUGUGCAUGGAUAAGAACCUACAGAUUCUGACUCGGCCCGACUCGGACAGCGCUCAGGAGUCUCCCCGCCGGCAAGCUCCUGAGGGGGAAGGAGACGAAGAGGGGUCCAGCCCUCCCCCUGGUUCCCCGAAAUUCACUCCCCAGGAGGAAGGUGGCAAUAACAUCAUCCCAGUCUAUGUCUCCAUCCUUUCCGCCGUAGUGCUUGGGCUGUUGCUCUACGUCGCCUACAAGUGCUGGUCCUCCUGCAAGCAGAAGAGGGCACUGGCGAAGGCUCGGGGUGGGGAGCUCAGUGGGGUCCCCGAGGGAGAGAAGCUCCAUAGUGACAGCGGGGUGUUCCUGGACACCCACAGCCUGCAGGACAACCACCCAGGCAAAGGUGGACUUCGGGACAGCAAGCAGGACAGUCGGCUGUACCUGAACCUCAGCCCCCAGAGGCAGGAGGAAGUGGAGACGCUUCUGCAGGAGGCGGGGGGGAAGGGCUGGCGUCACCUAGCGGCCCAGCUGGAGUACGAGCAGGACCGCAUCGACACCUUCGGCCGCGGCGAGGACCCGGUCCACACCCUGCUGUCCGACUGGGCGGGCCAGGAGGGCUCCACGGUGGCCGCGCUGUGCUCGGCCCUGGAGCGCAUCGACAGGAGCGACGUGGCCGGUGCCCUGAGCCGCCCAGCUCAGGCCAGCUCUGUGGUGUGAGUGCACGGGGCAGGCAGGCAGCUCCACAGACAAUCAGACUGACUCGCGGCGCACGGAGAGGAGGGGGAGGAGGCCCAUUUUCCUGAAAUCCCACCACAGUGACCCGGGAAUGAAAGCUAAAGAGACUCAGGUGGUGGAAGUCCCAGCAACGUCGGGAGGCGAGAAGGAAGAGGAGAGAAAUGGCUAAACUAUACUAACAAAUGAACAGGACAUUGCACCGCUCACCUCCAUAUCUUCUGCUGUUCCUUUACACCGAGGGCACAGUCAGUAAUACCCAGGCCAGCUGCCACUGCUGCUCAGCUUCGUUGUCAUGGAAACAAACUCUCCAGCCGACCAUUCAGAAGCCGGCCCUGCUCUCGCUGCCCCUGGAAAAGCUCUGAUCCCUUUCAGCCCAGUGGAUCAUGGGAAAUCCCCAUGGCAUCACUGGGUACCAAAGAACGUUGUCCAGCGUGUUACUGUGGUAGAGCUCCCACUGCUUUGGAUAAGAGGAGAAAGACGUUGAGGAGGUCUGAUAAAGCCAAAUAACUAAUUAAGUGAGGGGUCAGAUGGAGCAAGGUCCCUGCAGUGUUGGGGCUGAUCCGCCAUGUUUGGGAUUGGAGAUGUCUCGCUGUCUUGAAUGAGCUUCUUUACCGAUGACAAUGCAGUAAAAAUCAGGUGCUAAUUAUGAAACAAAGCCAUUUAUGCAAAUACCAACUUUGUAAGAGAUACCCCCCAUUAAAAAAUAUAUAUUUUCUCCAUUUAUACUGAUAAUCUAUGAAAAAGGUUCUUACAUUUAUCAAGCAGUAACUACUAAACCACUAAACCAUUCUUUAAACUGUCACAAAUCAAAGUAAAUGCAUUGCACUGGCCUAUGCUCAUGUGGUUUAAUGUAGUGGGCUGGUGUGCUCUUGGGAGGGAGUCGGGGCUCUUCCUGCUGGUGAUUCCCAAAGGGGCGUGCGUCUUGUCUCUGUUUGAACCACUCGUAGGGGCGGCACAAUUCCAGUUCUUAAAGGCCACAGCAUCUUCUGAUUUUCAUUCUGUCUGAGCUCUCUCUUUCCGAGUUCAGACAGUUAACAGCUUAUGGCCAAUAAUUCUGCAGGUACCUUGGUUUUGCACUGUGAGGCAAUGACUUCACGCAAGGACAUCUUUGGCACUUCAGUUUAAUUCAUGUGCCAUGGUGGUCAUUCCUCAUGGUCAUUUUUUUUGAAAUCUCUACAACUACACUAUGUUUUAAAUGUAAAGUCUUAAAAACCAUUUCAUAGUUUAAAACCCAUUCAAGUUACUUCCCAGCGCCUUUAUACCCGCCAUUAACAUUUUUUUGCAUUUAAAAUCAGCAGCAGCAGUGUGAUGUUAAUCACUUGUGGCUGACCACCUCUAGUUCAGUGUGCAUUCUGGGAAACCACACUGCCAUGGCAGACAUAUUCCUCCCUCAGUGCUUCCUCAUUUUCUGCCUCUCUCUAUAGUCAUUGCUUUGCCUUUCUGCCCCUACUGGAGGUCAGAUUGGUAACAAAGUCAAACCAAGGACCUUUGACCUGCAGGACAAACAAAGUCGUCAGCAUGGGUGGCUGAGAAUUGUGGGUAUUCCUCUCCGUCUUCCUGAGUCUUGCUCCCCCCAUUCUCCCCAGCCAUGCCUUGCGUGUUCUGUGUUUUGUUCAUGAGUAUGUUGCAGUGCGUUCAAAGUCUCUUUUGUAAUGUCUUAUCUCAUGUUAAAUAUACAUUUGCAGGA
This is a messenger RNA of Lepisosteus oculatus (spotted gar), 3756 nucleotides long. It is a transcript of the gene nradd, whose product is annotated as neurotrophin receptor associated death domain. NCBI's taxonomy places the organism in Eukaryota, Metazoa, Chordata, Actinopteri, Semionotiformes, Lepisosteidae. Gene Ontology annotation, cellular component: cell surface; plasma membrane. Gene Ontology annotation, biological process: Rho protein signal transduction. The record is from RefSeq and is a predicted model, not a curated record. Gene Ontology annotation, molecular function: nerve growth factor binding; death receptor activity; coreceptor activity.